CCAAUUGGAACUGUCCAAGCUUGGAGUUACACGUCACUUUACAGAGAGCACAAGCCGGCUCGUCGUGAACAUUCGCGGUCUCCUCUGUGUUCUGUUCUUGUCUAUCUUGUGUUUUUGAGGUCCAAAUGUUACAUUUGUUUUAAUAGAAUAAACGCUGAUACGGACGUCACUCUGAUAUUAAAGCUUGCUGAUGGCCACCUACCAGGAAUUCAUCCAACAGAAUGAGGACAGGGAUGGCGUGAGAUUCAGUUGGAAUCUUUGGCCUUCCAGCCGACUAGAAGCGACCAGGCUUGUGGUACCUGUCUCGUGUCUCUUCACACCACUCAAGGAAAGGCCCGACCUGCCCCCAGUCCAAUAUGAGCCUGUCAUGUGCAGCCGAGCCAACUGCAAGGCAGUGCUCAAUCCACUGUGUCAAGUUGACUUCAGAGCAAAGAUUUGGGCCUGUAACUUCUGCUUCCAGAGAAACCCUUUCCCUCCUUCCUAUGCGGGAAUAUCAGAAGUGAACCAACCAGCUGAACUCAUGCCGCAGUUUUCCACCAUUGAGUACAUAGUACAGCGCGGACCCUCAGCUCCACUGAUCUUCCUUUAUGUAGUAGACACGUGCUUGGAAGAAGAAGACCUCCAGGCUUUGAAGGAGUCCCUUCAGAUGUCCCUCAGUCUUCUGCCUCCCAAUGCUUUCGUGGGCCUCAUCACUUUCGGACGAAUGGUCCAGGUUCAUGAGCUUAGUUGCGAGUUGAUCUCCAAGAGCUACGUAUUCAGGGGCACCAAGGAUCUCACCUCUAAACAGAUUCAGGAGAUGUUGGGUUUAACAAAGCCUUCUGUAGCAGGACAGCCAGGGCACCCUCCUGCACCUCAAGAUGCUGCAGCCUCUUGCAGGUACGAAGGAGUAGCAACACCCCAUUUGCUGCUUUCCCUUAGUGAAUUGAAACUGUUUCUAAAAGUCCCACUAUUUAAAAUGGCAAUUGUCUCAUCCUUGAUAUUCAGGUUCCUUCAGCCUGUGCAUAAAGUUGAUAUGAAUCUGACCGAUUUACUGGGGGAGCUCCAGAGAGACCCCUGGCCUGUUCCCCAGGGUAAAAGGCCUCUCCGAUCAACUGGUGUUGCGCUGUCUGUUGCUGUCGGUCUGCUGGAGGGCACAUUCCCCAACACUGGUGCUCGCGUCAUGCUCUUCAUCGGUGGGCCCCCCACUCAGGGCCCCGGAAUGGUGGUGGGAGACGAGCUGAAAACCCCCAUCCGCUCCUGGCAUGACAUCCAGAAGGAUAACGCUCGCCACUUGAAGAAGGCUACAAAGUACUAUGAAGCCUUAGCCAACCGAUCAGCAGUAAACGGCCACAGUAUUGACAUCUACGCCUGUGCUUUGGACCAGACUGGGCUGCUGGAAAUGAAAUGUUUAUCUAAUCUCACUGGGGGACACAUAGUCAUGGGAGACUCCUUCAAUACCUCAUUGUUCAAGCAAACUUUCCAGAGAGUUUUCAACAAAGAUUAUAACGGCGACUUCCGCAUGGCCUUCGGAGGCAUCAUGGAGGUCAAGACUUCACGAGAACUGAAGGUAUGCGGGGCCAUUGGACCUUGCGUAUCGCUCAACUCAAAGGGCUCCUGCGUAUCCGAGAAUGAGAUGGGCGUUGGUGGCACAAGCCAGUGGAAAGUGUGCAGUCUUAGUCCUUCCACCACUUUGGGCAUUUAUUUUGAAGUGGUGAAUCAGCACAAUGCACCAAUCCCACAGGGUGGCCGGGGGGCAGUCCAGUUUGUAACCCAAUACCAGCAUUCCAACACUCAGAGGAGGAUACGUGUCACCACAAUUGCCAGGAACUGGGCAGAUGCACAGUCCCAAAUUCAGCACAUUGAGUCAUCAUUUGAUCAAGAAGCAGCCGCUGUGCUCAUGGCUCGCCUGGGCGUCUUCCGAGCAGAGUCGGAGGAGGGGCCCGAUGUGUUGCGCUGGCUCGACAGGCAGUUAAUUCGCCUGUGCCAAAAGUUUGGUCAAUUCAAUAAAGAUGAUCCAACGUCCUUCAAGCUGUCAGAGUCCCUGUCACUUUACCCUCAGUUUAUGUUCCACCUGCGACGGUCGCCCUUCCUGCAAGUGUUCAACAACAGUCCAGAUGAGUCCUCUUAUUACAGGCACCACUUUGUCAGGCAGGACCUGACACAGUCGCUCAUCAUGAUCCAGCCCAUCCUUUACUCGUACUCCUUUCAUGGCCCACCAGAGCCUGUACUCCUGGACAGCAGCAGUAUCCUUCCAGAUCGAAUCUUGCUGAUGGACACCUUCUUUCAGCUUGUUAUCUACCAUGGAGAGACCAUAGCCCAGUGGCGAAAAGCAGGAUACCAGGAAAUGGCCGAGUAUGAAAACUUCAAACAGCUGCUCCAGGCACCUUUGGAUGACGCGCAGGAGAUUCUACAGACGCGUUUUCCCAUGCCUCGCUAUGUCGAUACAGAGCAUGGAGGUUCGCAGGCCCGCUUCCUGCUCUCAAAGGUCAACCCUUCCCAGACCCACAACAACCUUUACGCUUGGGGACAGGAGACAGGAGCACCAAUCCUGACUGAUGACGUCAGCCUGCAGGUCUUCAUGGACCACUUGAAAAAACUGGCUGUGACCAGCUCUGCGUAGAGCUGUCAACAUCCCACUUUACCAUUGGGGAGAACACAAGCAAUUGACUCGACAUUCCAGUUCAGCUGUCAGCAUCCACCGAGUGUCUGCCUCCAAAUGUUCUUGCUUUUAUUUUUUUUCCCUGUCUCCACUCCUGUCACCUUUUCGGUGUGCGAUUGGCAAAAUCUCCCUUUCUGUUAUACAGUAUGUUUGACAUUACUAAGUGAUGCUUAAUGCAAAUACGUUUGCUUUGUCUGGAACUAAAGAAAUGAAGUGUAGAAAAUGUAAUUAUUGCCCUAAAUAAAUUGUAAUGAAUGUACAUGUAA
Hippocampus zosterae (dwarf seahorse) is the source of this 2904-nucleotide messenger RNA. RefSeq names its product SEC23 homolog B, coat complex II component (gene sec23b). The record is from RefSeq and is a predicted model, not a curated record. Gene Ontology annotation, cellular component: endoplasmic reticulum exit site; COPII vesicle coat. The transcript has 18 exons. Lineage: Eukaryota; Metazoa; Chordata; Actinopteri; Syngnathiformes; Syngnathidae. Gene Ontology annotation, molecular function: zinc ion binding; GTPase activator activity. The coding region runs from base 191 to 2599 and encodes 802 amino acids. Gene Ontology annotation, biological process: COPII-coated vesicle budding; endoplasmic reticulum to Golgi vesicle-mediated transport; COPII-coated vesicle cargo loading.